AUGGCUGAUCUCAACUCGUGGGAAGACGACCCUGCCGCUCAGGAUGACAACCUGUCAAGACAGGCUCAGCAGAUGAACCUGAAUAACCAACAGCAGCAGCAGGGUGGACAUGCGCAAACUUUCCAGCCCGGAGCUGGCUCAUUCCAACCGGGAGCUGCCUCGUUUCAACCUGGAGCCCAGGCCUUCCAGCCCGGCCAAGCCUAUGGCGGCGGGUACGGAAAUCAGUACCAGCAGGGCUAUUACGGUGGCCAAAACUACUAUCCGCAGUACGGAGGUGCGCAAGGACAAGGUCAAGGACAAGGCGGCUAUGAGCAGCAGUACGGCCAGGGCUAUGGAGGAGUCUACGGACAACAGGGCGGGAACACCUACUACGGCCAACAGUAUGCGCAGUACCAGCAGCAACCCCAGUCACAGCAGCAGCCACGGCAACAAGCUCAACAAGCACAACCUCAGGCAGUUCCAACCAUCGCCAAACGUCCCGAUGACAACGCUGCUGCCCCAGCGGCUUCCGACUUGAACAAGCCUGUAGCGACUAAGGAGGGAGGCACGAAGGUCCUGAGCAUAGGAGGAGAUCCGCCAAAACCCAAGGCCGCCAAAGUUAUGUCUAUCGGUGUUCCAGCAGCGCCGAAGGAUGAGCCAACGAAGGAAACGGCAGACAAGGAAGCAUCCGGCGAUAAUGGGACCAAGGUGACCGCAGCGAAGGCUAUCGAGAAGACCGGCGAGACCACCAAGGCGAAGAGUUCCAGUGGAAAGACGUCGCCCACGCCAUCGUCUGGGCGGUCCAGCCCUUCGAGAGGCGCGAAAGCUGCCGCACGGGACGCUGAUGCGGUUGCUAGCGAGCAGGCUGCCGACGUAGACGAGGACACCUUGAAAGAGAUAUACGGCAAGGAGCAUGUCAACAUCAUUUUCAUCGGUCACGUUGAUGCUGGCAAGAGUACGCUGGGCGGUUCCAUUCUGUACGCGACAGGUAUGGUAGACCCGCGGACGAUGGAGAAGUACAAAAAGGAAGCGAAGGAUCUGGGCCGAGAGACUUGGUAUCUGUCCUGGGCUUUGGAUUUGACCAAGGAGGAGCGGUCAAAGGGCAAGACAGUCGAAGUCGGCAGAGGUUUUUUUGAAACCGAGACACGUCGAUACAGUAUUCUCGAUGCUCCAGGCCACAAGACGUAUGUGCCAAGUAUGAUCGGUGGUGCCUCCCAAGCAGAUGUCGGCAUUCUGGUCAUCAGUGCGCGCAAGGGAGAAUACGAGACGGGGUUCGAGAAAGGCGGCCAGACACGCGAGCAUGCGAUGCUUGCCAAAACUCAAGGUGUCAACAAGUUGGUCGUGGCUAUCAACAAGAUGGACGACCCCACCGUCAACUGGUCGGAGGACAGGUACAAGGAGUGCACAACGAAAUUGGCGCAAUUCCUGAAGGGAACCGGGUACAACCUGAAGACGGAUGUGUUCUUCAUGCCCAUUGCUGCACAGCAGACGAUGGGUAUCAAGGACCGUAUCCCGCAAGGCACUUGCCCUUGGUAUGAUGGGCCAUCUCUCCUCGAAUACCUCGACAACAUGAAAGCAUUGGAGAGAAAGACCAAUGCCCCGUUCAUGAUGGCAAUCAGCGGCAAGUACAGGGAUAUGGGUACCAUGGUCGAGGGCAAGAUCGAAGCAGGUGUUUGCAAGAAGGGUAUGUCGGUGAUCAUGAUGCCGAACAAGGAAAAGGUCGAUAUUGCGGCCAUCUAUGGCGAAACCGAGGAGGAAAUCCAGAUUGCCCAAUGUGGUGACCAGGUUCGAAUGCGUCUUCGGGGCAUUGAGGAAGAUGACAUCUCGCCCGGUUUUGUCCUCUGCUCGCCCAAGCGUCUGGUACACAACGUAUCAGCUUUCGAGGCGCAGAUCCGAAUCUUGGAACUGAAGAGCAUCCUCAGUGCCGGCUUCAAUUGUGUCAUUCAUGUUCACUCGGCCGUCGAAGAAGUGACGUUUGCCUCUUUACUACACAAGCUGCAGAAGGGCACUGGCAGAAAGAGCAAGGCGCCGCCGACGCACGCGAAGAAGGGUGAUAGCAUCAUUGCCCGCAUGGAGCUCCAAGGUGCCUCGGUCUGUGUAGAAACGUUUGAGGAUUACCCGCAAAUGGGGCGCUUCACCUUGCGCGACCAGGGACAAACCAUUGCCAUCGGCAAGAUUACCAAGCUCAUCACAGAGGAUAGCGCCUAG
Molecule: messenger RNA, 2187 nt
Organism: Anthostomella pinea
Lineage: Eukaryota; Fungi; Ascomycota; Sordariomycetes; Xylariales; Xylariaceae
Source: the annotation of a GenBank genome assembly